Messenger RNA from Dracunculus medinensis (Guinea worm), 1647 nucleotides. NCBI's taxonomy places the organism in Eukaryota, Metazoa, Nematoda, Chromadorea, Rhabditida, Dracunculidae. The record is from the annotation of a GenBank genome assembly.
AUGGCAAUGAUCAUACCGAAAGUCGGCUUGUCACGAUUUAUGAAAGAAGGAACACAGUAUUUCAAAGGUGUUGAUGAAGCUGUUCUGCGCAAUAUUGAUGCAUGUGUUCAACUUUCUUCUCAAAUUAGAUCGGCUUAUGGUCCAAAUGGUAUGAAUAAGAUGGUAAUUAAUCAUAUAGAAAAAGUUUUUGUUACAAAUGAUGCAGCAACGAUUCUUAAAGAGUUAGAAGUGCAACAUCCAGCCGCACGUAUGAUUAUCAUGGCUAGUGAAAUGCAAGAGAAACAGAUCGGUGAUGGUACAAAUACCGUUAUUAUUUUUGCUGCAACAUUGCUUGAACAUGCUUCCGAUUUACUUGCCAUGGGCUUGAAACCAACAGAAAUAACGCACGGAUUCGAAAUGGCACUUGAUAAGGCUUUGGAAAUAUUGCCAAACUUAGUUGCCAAAAAAGCUGAUAACCUUCAUGAUGUUAAAGCUGUCGAAAGCUAUUUGAAAUCUUCUGUUAUGUCGAAACAAUUCGAUAAUGUCGAAACUAUAACAGAACUUGUUGCUAAAGCAUGUGUUCAGACAGUUCCGAAAAAUAUUACCAACUUUAAUGUUGACAAUAUUCGUGUUUCGAAAAUUCUUGGAUCAGGUGUACACUCAUCACGUGUUAUGAAUGGGAUGGUGUUUCAGCGAGGUGUUGAAGGAGAAAUUAAAGAAGUGAAAAAUGCACGCAUUGCGGUUUUUGCAUGUCCUUUUGAUAUAACUCAGACUGAAACUAAAGGUACCGUAAAAAUGGAAACGGCGGAUGAAUUAAUGAGUUUUAGCACAGGUGAAGAAGCAGAAAUUGAAGCCAUAGUAAGUGCUCUUGCAAAGAAUGGUGUAACUGUGGUUGUGGCUGCUGGAAAAUUCGGUGAUUUAUAUCUGCAUUUCUUGAAUAAAUAUAAAAUUAUGGCUGUUCGAUUAACAUCCAAAUUUGAUUUGAGGCGUUUGUGUCGAACUACUGGUGCUCAAGCUCAAGCUAGAGUUUGCGCUCCAACUGUAAAAUUCCUGGGCGAUUGUGACAGAGUAUUUCUUGAGGAAAUUGGUGAUACGCAAGUUGUUGUUUUUGAUAAAUAUAGCGAGAGAGGAUAUGUUGCAACUAUUAUUGUUCGUGGAUCUAGUCAUUCACGCAUGGAUGAUGUAGAAAGAGCCAUCGAUGAUGCGGUCAACACAUAUAAAGCUCUUACGAGGGAUCCGCGGCUUUUGGCUGGUGCUGGUGCAGUUGAAAUAGAAUUAGCGAGGCAAGUUGAAUCUUAUGGAGAAAAAUGUGCCGGGCUUGAGCAAUAUUCUAUCAAAAAAUUUGCUCAAGCUCUUGAGGUGUUUCCGAAACAAAUCGCUAAUAAUGCUGGUUUAAAAGCUUCUGAAAUGCUAUCAAAACUUUAUGCUGAACAUGAAGAAGGGGCGAAAAAUGCUGGAAUCAAUAUUCUUACUGGAGAAGUUACAGAUGCAAUUGAAGCUGGUAUCUACGACUUAUAUAGUAGUAAAUUAUUGGCAUUAAAAUUGGCCACAAAUGCAGCGGUUACAGUGCUUAAUGUAGAUCAGAUUAUAAUGUCGAAACAAGUUAGUGGUGGACCAAAUCCUCGUGGUCCUAAGGCACAAGAUGAUGACGACAAUCAGAUGGUUUAA